Messenger RNA from Aaosphaeria arxii CBS 175.79, 777 nucleotides. RefSeq lists its product as uncharacterized. Lineage: Eukaryota; Fungi; Ascomycota; Dothideomycetes; Pleosporales. The annotation marks the transcript as partial. The record is from RefSeq and is a predicted model, not a curated record. The transcript has 2 exons.
AGGGACCUCCUUGAGCAGCUCAAUCUCCAUGUCAACGAGCCAGAGCCUGUAAUCAUCUGUCGCGCGUGCCAAUUCGGUCUCCACGGCACUGUCAAGUCCAUCACCGACCAUGUGGUGGAGAAACACAAUCAUUCCCCUCAUGUAACAAAGCAGCUUCGAGAACUCCUCAAGCCAUACACGAUCCCCAGUCCAACGCAGCUUGCACUGCGGCCGGACCAGUCACCACCACACCCCCAUCUUGCUAUCCAUCUUGGAAAUGCGUGUAAACAUUGUGGAUACAGGACCACGAGCACCGAGCUCAUGGGUCGCCAUCUGUCCAGCAAGCACAAUGUGAAGCGCAAGGCGUCGACCUCACCGAGAUGUCGUGAAAAUAGAGGCCAGGCGUUGCUUGGGGAAUGGAAAGAGAUGGAAAAAAGGCACGAGGAGGAGAUGCAGAUGAUGGACGCAGCAGCUGCAAAGACUGAUAAAACAGGCUGGUUCACUCGCACGGGUUGGCUGCAACAUCUGGCGAAGCGUAACUUGGUGCAUCUUGCACAUGCAAUCAAGCUACCGACACGUAGUGAGCCGAAACUCAAACAAACAGCGCGGCUAGUUGAAUUGCUGGUCGAGCAGAGUGUUGCUGGGCUGUCGACGCUUGCCCGCGAGACGCGGCGUUGGUUGCGGAGCGCUAAGCGGGAGGAGAUCGAUCAACGACCGAUAGCACGGCUACAGAAUCCCGAAAGUCAGGCCCGAUACGCUGGAUAUUUGGUCAUGUUUGUGUGCUAUUUUCUGCGGAUC